Symbiodinium sp. CCMP2456 is the source of this 1725-nucleotide messenger RNA. Lineage: Eukaryota; Dinophyceae; Suessiales; Symbiodiniaceae. The record is from the annotation of a GenBank genome assembly.
AUGUCGCGUCAAGUCACUGGCCUUCCACCGGUCGUGCCACUCCUCCACCGUAUCGGGACUCCAGGUCUAUGCCUUUUCGCCGUUUGCGCUCUGAUGGUCCUCCUUGGGCUGUUGCAAGCAGGCCGUGGCAAUUCGGCGGAGUCGCAGAGGCCAGCAACGGAGUUGAAGCUCUUCGCGGACUCCGACGCCACCACUGAAAUGCAACGGCAAGCAGAUCUCCUGAAGGAGAAGAGGAUCGUAGACACUCUGGGAGCAGUCCCCAACUUUCUUUGGGGCACGGCCACUUCCGCGUACCAGGUGGAAGGCGCUUGGGAUGAAGGUGGGAGGUCGGAAUCGAUUUGGGAUGUCUUUUGCCACAAUGGUGGUGCCAUUGACGAUGCCUCUGGUGAUGUUAGCUGCAACUUCUACAACGAAUGGAAAUCAGACCUCGGUCUCCUCUCCUUGUACGGCUUCAACACCUACAGGUUCUCGAUCUCUUGGACGCGGGUCCUACCCUUCAUCAACGGAACGGCUACCCCCAACCAGGAAGGAAUCGACUUCUACAGGAAAGUGCUGGCAGAGCUGAUGGCGAGAGGCAUCACGCCCAUGGUGACGAUGUAUCACUGGGAUCUCCCGAAGGAGCUAGACUGGCGAGAGCCAGAGGUGGUGGAGCAUUUUGUGAGCUAUGCCAAGUUCCUCCUCACUACCUUUCCAGAGGUCAAGUUAUGGAUGACUAUCAACGAGCCGUUCAGCUUCUGCUUUCUGGGCUACCACAUCGGUGUCCAUGCGCCGGGUGUCGAGUCAAAAUACGACCAGUUCAAGUGCGGCCACCAUGUGAUUCUCGCACAUGCAAAGACCUUCGAGAUGUUCCGGAACUUGUUCCAUGGCCAGUCCGGGUACAAGAUGGGCAUCGUGAUAAACUACGAUUUCCCGGAGCCGCUUCAUCCGGACGACAAGAACGAUGUGAAGAGUGUCGAAGUCGAUGCACGGCAGAGGGUCGGCUGGUUUGCAGAUCCUCUCUUCUUCGGAGACUAUCCGGAGGAGUUGAAGAUAGUCACCGGCAAGCACCUUCCCCGCUUCACUGCGGCGGAGCAAGAGCUCUUGAAGUCAGGUGCCAAUCACCCGAUGUCGAUUUAUGGCUUGAACACGUAUGGCGGGAGGUACGUGUCGGCAAAGCAGCCUCAUGAAAAGCAGGAUUCUGAUGAUCACGGUGAUCGUGAUGACCACGAUGAUCAUGGUGAUCGAGACGUUGACCCUCUCCAUCCGCAAGAGCGCUUCUUCAAGGAUGGAAAGCCCAUCGGCGAUAAGUUCAUCGGGGCGUGGCUGUACAAGGUUCCGGAGGAGAUGUUGCUGCAUCUCCGCUGGGUGAACCAGCGCUAUCAGCCGCAUCAAAUCUACAUUACAGAGAACGGUUGCCCUGAUCCUGGCCACACUCAGUAUGCUUGGACGGUGGAUGAUUCGUACCGCAUCUCGUUCUUCCGCGACUACCUCGCCAAAGUAGCCGAAGCUGUGGAGGAAGGCAUCCCAGUCCAAGGAUACGUCGUGUGGUCGCUGCUGGACAACUUUGAGUGGGCCGACGGCUUCUCCCGGAGGUUUGGGCUGACUUACGUUGACUUUGGCACCCAGCUGCUGGGAAAGAACAUGCGCAAGGAGGAAUCGCAGUUGUCAGUAGGAAGAACAGCAGUCUUCACAAUGUUGCAGUGCUAUGGAGUGAUGGUGCUAGUGACUGCGAGUGCUGACCAGUGA